CACCCUUGGCUUCUCCUUUCUCGUUGGUCCUUGGUCGAAUGACUGGAGGUGACGUAGAGGGGAGGAGCUAUAUAGCAACUCUGCUGGGUGAAUCCUCUUGCACUUCCUGUAGGGGAGCAGUUAAUAUCCCACAAGUAAUGAUGACCCGUGGACUGAUCACACUACAGAAGAAAGGAAUUUAUCAGGCUAAAGACAGUGAUGACGAUGAGGAGAUUGUACACGUGGACCGAGACCACUUCAUGGAUGAAUUCUUUGAGCAGGUGGAAGAGAUCCGCGGCUGUAUUGAAAAACUGUCCGAGGAUGUGGAACAGGUGAAGAAGCAACACAGUACUAUCCUGGCAGCACCCAAUCCUGAUGAGAAAACCAAGCAGGAACUAGAAGACCUCACAGCCGACAUCAAGAAAACGGCCAACAAAGUUCGCUCUAAGUUGAAAGCUAUUGAACAGAGCAUUGAGCAAGAGGAGGGACAGAACCGCUCCUCAGCUGACCUGCGCAUUCGGAAAACCCAGCACUCAACUCUGUCCCGUAAAUUUGUGGAAGUGAUGACAGAGUACAAUGCAACGCAAUCUAAGUAUAGAGAUCGCUGCAAGGAUCGUAUCCAAAGACAGCUGGAAAUCACCGGUAGAACAACGACUAACGAGGAGCUGGAGGACAUGUUGGAGAGCGGAAAGCUGGCCAUAUUCACAGAUGACAUUAAGAUGGACUCUCAAAUGACCAAACAAGCUCUGAAUGAAAUCGAGACACGACACAACGAGAUCAUUAAAUUAGAGAGCAGCAUCCGGGAGCUGCAUGAUAUGUUUGUAGAUAUGGCAAUGCUUGUGGAGAGCCAGGGAGAAAUGAUUGACCGUAUUGAGUAUAAUGUGGAACAUUCAGUGGAUUAUGUGGAGAGAGCUGUAUCUGAUACCAAGAAAGCAGUCAAAUACCAGAGCAAGGCGAGAAGGAAGAAGAUUAUGAUCAUCAUUUGUUGUGUUGUUCUGGGUGUGAUCUUGGCUUCCUCUAUCGGAGGGACACUGGGACUCUGAAAAAAAAACAAAAAAAUAUAUGAUGCAGAUUUAAAGAGGAAAGAAAUAGCGUAUCACAAAAAUGGAAGAACAAACAAAGAAAUUAUAAUAAUAGUAUAUUGUACAUGAAAAGUAAUGGGAUUUAUUACAGCACAGCUGGGAUGGCUGGCAGCAUCUUAAUCCUUUUUUUUUGCCUCUGUGGGGUCUCUCAGGAGUUAGGUUAUCAUCAGCAGAUUUAAACCUACAGGGAGCUUAGUUGCCCCUGAGGACUGAAUGAACCCUUCUGCUGCUUUAGCAGCAGUGGGUUAACUGAUGUCAGCCUAAAGCCAAAGUUUCACCUGCCGACCCACAACUCCUGGGGGCAAAUUGGGUUAAAAAAAUAACCCAAUUAUUUGUUUUUUUUAUGUUGUUUAAUUUAUUUAUUUAUUUAUUUAUUUUUUAUUUUUAUUGUUUUCAUUUUUUCUUCCCGUCUGUCAAGGUUACAGAAAAAAAAACAAAAAUCAAAAAACAAAACAAAAUUGUAUUUGACAUUGCUGGACGUGUUUACAUGGGGACCCCCGGACUGACGGCGGUGGCGGAGGGUCCGGCCUGGCGCUUUACCUUGUCCAUUUUCUUGACUGGUGGCUGAGUGUGUAUCUGUUUCCUGCCAAAGUCUUGUGUGUGUGUUUUUUGCUCUAAUUCCUGCGUUUAUUUCUUAGAGGGAUGAGGUGAGAGACGCAGGGCUGGUGCAUAUCUAUUGGCUGUUAUAACAGCGACUGUGCUAGAAAAGCAGGAACCUGAUAGAAACUUGGGGUGAAUCCUCUAAAAAAAAAAAAAAAAAGGCAUGCUGGCAAAAUAAGCUGCUGUUAGCCUCACCUUGGUCUUAUUGAGCAGUGUGAGUUUUAUUCUGUAUAUGGGUGUAUUGUGUAUUCUGCAUCAGCAGAAUACAGUACAGACUGGGGCACAAUGGCAUCUCGUGUCUUAAAAUAUCUCUCAUUUGAACUGUUACUAAGUAAUGCUAUGAAUAUGUUUCUUGCCAAAGUUUUAUUUAUGUUAAUAUAUUUAAAUGUUUCCAUUUUUAUCUAUCAUAUCCUAUUUAUAGUUGUCUACUCUGUGUGUGUUUGAUUGUCCGUGUCUAUCUGUCUGUUUGUUCAUUUCCCAUUGAGCACAACAUAUUAAGGCAGGGAAAGAGUUAACGAUUUGUAGGUUUCCAGAUAAUUUUUCUACAUUGUAAUUUGUAGGAUUUUGCAGCCUCAGUUGCUGAACACAUGAAAUUAUUGCUAACAAUGUAUAUGCACUAGAUACAACUCCAAAUGCCCAAUAUAAUUGUUGUUAUAACCUGCUCCUAUUGCUCCAUAUAACUCUCCCAAUAACUCCUCCUAGAGCCCCAUAUAACCCUCCCUAUAACUCCUCCUACUCUACCAUAUAACCCUUCCUAUAACUCCUCCUACUCUACCAUAUAACCCUCCCUAUAACUCCUCCUACUGUACCAUAUAACCCUCCGUAUAACACCUACUACUGCACCAUAUAACCCUCCGUAUAACACCUACUACUGCACCAAAUAACCCUUUUUAUAAAAACUCCUACUGUACCAUAUAACCCUCCGUAUAACACCUACUACUGCACCAAACAACUCUCCUUAUAAAAAACUCCUACUGCACCAUAUAACCCUCCCUAUAACUCCUCCUAUUGCACCAUAUAACCCUCCCUAUAACUCCUCCUAGUGUACCAUAUAACCCUGCCUAUAAAUCCUCCUAUUGUAUUAUUAUUAUUAUUAUUAUUCUUUAUUUAUAAAGCGCCGACAGAUUCCGCAGCGCUGCCCAUGGGUACAAGGAUAACAGUACAGUGGAGAAACAAUACGAUAAGACACACAAUUUUACAGACUGUACCAUAUAACCCUGCCUAUAAAUCCUCGCACUGUACCAUAUAACCCUCCCUAUAACACCUCCUACUGCGCCAUAUAACCCUUCCUAUAAGUCAUUAUAUUUCUCUAUAAAAACCCUCCUUCAAACACCUAUUGCUCCAUAUAACCCUCCGUAUAAUUCCUACUAUUGCUCCAUAUAACCUUUCCUGUAUGUCCUCAUAUUUCUUCAUAUAACCCUCCAUAUAACUCCUUUUGUCCCCAUAUAACCCUCCCUAUAACUCCUCCUAUUGCCUCAUAGAACUCUCCUUAUAACUCUCCUAUUGCUUCAUAUAACCCUCCUUAUAACUCCUCAUAUUGCAUCAUAUACCCUCCCUAUAACUCCUCCUAUUGCUUCAUAUAACCCUCCUUAUAACUCCUCCUAUUGCACCAUAUAACCCUCCUUAUAACUCCUCAUAUUGCAUCAUAUACCCUCCCUAUAACUCCUCCUAUUGCUUCAUAUAACCCUCCCUAUAACUCCUCCUAUUGCUUCAUAUAACCCUCCUUAUAACUCCUCCUAUUGCACCAUAUAACCCUCCUUAUAACUCCUCCUAUUGCUUCAUAUAACCCUCCCUAUAACUCCUCCUAUUGCUUCAUAUAACCCUCCUUAUAACUCCUCCUAUUGCUUCAUAUAACCCUCCCUAUAACUCCUCCUAUUGCUUCAUAUAACCCUCCUUAUAACUCCUCAUAUUGCAUCAUAUACCCUCCCUAUAACUCCUCCUAUUGCUUCAUAUAACCCUCCCUAUAACUCCUCCUAUUGCUACAUAUAACCCUCCCUGUAUAACUCCUCCUAUUGCUUCAUAUAACCCUCCCUAUAACUCCUCCUAUUGCUUCAUAUAACCCUCCCUAUAACUCCUCCUAUUGCUUCAUAUAACCCUCCCUAUAACUCCUCCUAUUGCACCAUAUAACCCUCCUUAUAACUCCUUAUAUUGCAUCAUAUAACCCUCCUUAUAACUCCUCCUAUUGCACCAUAUAACCCUCCUUAUAACUCAUCCUAUUGCUUCAUAUAACCCUCCUUAUAACUCCUCCUAUUGCAUCAUAUAACCCUCCCUAUAACUCCUCCUAUUGCUUCAUAUAACCCUCCUUAUAACUCCUCCUAUUGCAUCAUAUAACCCUCCCUGUAUAACUCCUCAUAUUGCAUCAUAUAGCCCUCCCUAUAACUCCUCCUAUUGCUUCAUAUAACCCUCCCUAUAACUCCUCCUAUUGCUUCAUAUAACCCUCCUUAUAACUCCUCCUAUUGCUUCAUAUAACCCUCCCUGUAUAACUCCUCAUAUUGCAUCAUAUACCCUCCCUAUAACUCCUCCUAUUGCUUCAUAUAACCCUCCCUGUAUAACUCCUCAUAUUGCAUCAUAUACCCUCCCUAUAACUCCUCCUAUUGCUUCAUAUAACCCUCCCUGUAUAACUCCCUUAUUACUAAAUUUAAUCCUGUCAAAAUGUAUAAUGGUGCCCUUUAAAUCUGUAUAUUGUCCCCUAUAAAUGCUUAUUUCCUCCAAUCUUUUAUCAUAUCUUUUGAGCACUGAAUGUUCUGACUGUUACCCUUUAACUCAGCCUAUUCUCCCUUCAUUCUCUCAUCUGCUAUUUGUUUACCUGUCUGGUGUGUCCCAUUAGAUGCUCAUCAUAUUAUAUUAUUAUAGUCAUUCAGAGAUCUGCCUUAGUGCUUCACAUCGUCUGUGUUUGCUUUCUGGCUUCUCUUUG
Molecule: messenger RNA, 4575 nt
Organism: Bombina bombina (fire-bellied toad)
Lineage: Eukaryota; Metazoa; Chordata; Amphibia; Anura; Bombinatoridae
Gene: STX1B
Product: syntaxin 1B
Exons: 10
Coding region: 39-1022 (327 amino acids)
Biological process (GO): exocytic insertion of neurotransmitter receptor to postsynaptic membrane; intracellular protein transport; vesicle fusion
Cellular component (GO): endomembrane system; plasma membrane; SNARE complex
Molecular function (GO): SNAP receptor activity; SNARE binding
Source: RefSeq, a predicted model, not a curated record